AUGCCGCCUCGAAACACCGCGUUGCGGCGCGACGGCCGCAGUCCCGAGACGGCGUCGCAGCAGGAGACUUCCACCACAGUCGCCAUCCGCCUCCGGCCCUUGAACGACAGGGAGAAAGAAGGGGGUCAGAACAAGAUAUGGCGAUGCGUGCCUACUCACAACUCCGUUACGCAGACGUCGCCUGAGGGCAACCCGCUUCCGGACGGCAAGGGGACUUUCUUCACGUACGACCGGAUCUUCGACGAGGACAGCUCGACGCAGGCCGUGUACGACGGGGCCGCGAGGGACAUCGUGCACUCCGUGUCCCGCGGCAUGAACGGCACCAUCUUCGCCUAUGGCCAGACGUCCUCGGGCAAGACCUUCACCAUGCAGGGAGGAGGCAGUGAGGCCAACCCGGGCAUCGUGCAGAUCGCCACGCGAGACCUGUUCCGCCUGAUCCAGGAGAAGACCGACCGCAUGUUCCUCAUGCGCGUGUCGUAUCUCGAGAUCUACCAAGAGGAGAUCAGGGAUCUACUCAACCCCGAGAACACCAACAUGCAGGUUCGCGAAGACCCGAGGAAGGGUAUUUACAUCGACGCCCACGAGGAGACGGUGGGAGACUUCGAGACGGUGCUCAAGAUCCUGAGGGUCGGUGAGAAGCAGCGCCACGUCGGGUGCACGGAGAUGAACAGCCGGUCUAGCCGCUCGCACACCAUCUUCCGCCUCGUCGUGGAGAGCCAGCAGAUGUUCGACGAGAAGGUGCACACCUCCCAAGAGGAAGUGGACCCGUCCACCCUCGUCGCUACCCUUAACCUGGUCGACCUCGCCGGGUCGGAGAGCGUGCGGCACACCGGCGCGACGGGGACCCGUCAGAAGGAGGGCGGGAUGAUCAACCAGAGCCUGCUGACGCUGAGCCGCGUGAUCCAGACGCUGACCCAGCCGGGGCACUCGCACGUGAACUACCGCGACAGCAAGCUGACGCGCAUCCUGCAGCCGAGCCUGUCCGGGAACGCCCGCAUGGCCAUCAUCUGCUGCGCGACGGCCGCCGAGGGCUUCCUCGAGGAGACCCGCAGCACGCUGCAGUUCGCCUCCCGCGCCAAGGAGAUCAAGACCCGGGCCAUCGUCAACGAGAUCGUGGACGACAAGACCCAGAUCCGCCGCAUGGCGCAGGAGCUGGCCACGCUGAAGCGGAAGCACGCCGAGCAGCAAGGCGGCGCCGCCGCGGGCGGCGAGCUGGUGGAAGCGCUGCAGCAGGAGAAGGCGGAACAGGCCGAAAAGAUCGACCGCCUCAAGAGGCUGCUUCUUAACAUCGCCCCGGCCGUGGCGGACGAGGACGGCGAGGCCCUUCUCCUGCACCUAGACGUCUCCCCGAGGUUCCGCCGCGGGAAACGCUCGCGCGAAACGUGGUGUCCCGGGGACACCGCCAGCAUCGUCACCGCCCCCCGCCCCCUGCGCCUGCAGAGCCCCAACCUGGCUGACUUGGACGGGGAGGAGGAGCACCGGCCGAAGCGUAGGUCCAGCGAGGCGGCGAUCGCGACCAAGCUGGAAGAGGCCCUGGCGGCGAAGAAGGAGACCGACGAGGAGAUGAAGGAAUUCGUGGCGUACACGGAGGACGUCGAACGCGUGCUGGCGUCCACGAAAGCCCUUCUCGCCCAGGAGGUCGAAGCUACGGAGAAGGCUGCCGGCGACGUCGCGGCCGCCACGGCCGCAGCCGAAGCUGCCGCUGCCCGCGAGCAGGAGUCGACCGCCGCGCUGGAGGAGCGCAUCGCCGCUCUGGAGGCCGACAAGGCCGACCUCGAGCAGCAGGAGGCGGUGCUGCGCGCGGAGAACGAGGAGGCGGUCGCUAUCAUGGCCGAGAACCAACCCCGCGAGCCCGUGUUAGCGGACGCCGACGUUCAGACCGAAGCUCCCGAUUCCGAAGACGAGGCCGCCGAAGGUGCUCCCGCCGCUGGCCGGAGCGUGGCGGAUGUCGAGGUCGCUGAGCGCGAGGUUGCUCUAGCGGGCCUGCAGCAGCGCGUGGAGGACCUGGAAGCGAGUCUUAUGGAGGCCAGAGGGGAGCAGCGGGAGCAAGAAGUCUGCAACCGGGAGGACAAGCAGAAGGCGGACGAGUCGCUGAUCGAGGCCCUGGCGGCGCAGCGGCGGGCGGAGGACGCGUUCAGCGCCGCCUGCCAAUCGGAGCUUGAGAUGCGGUGCCGGCUCGAGAACGCCGUGCAACAGGUGCAGGAGGCGGAAGAGGCCCGCGACGCGAUGUCCACCAAAGCCGAGGGAGAGGCUGCCUCCGUCGGCAAGGAGCGGGAGAAGGUCCGAGUCCUGGAAGACCGUGUGGCCGAGACCGAGACUCGCCUGGACGCGGCGGAGCAAGCCAAGACCGCGACCGAGGAAGAGGCGCGGCGCGAGGUCCUCGCCUCCAAGGAAAAGGAUGAGACCAUCGGGGAACUUAGCGCCCUCGUUGACAGCCUGAGCGCAGACGGGGACAGGAAGACGGUCGAAGACAAGGCCAAGGAAGAGGGCGACGCGGCGCGCGUCCAGCAGCAGCUGGAGCAGCUGCUAUCGGACAAGAACAAGGCGGAGGAAGAAGCUGCAGCGGCACGCGCCGAGAACGAGGCCCUGUGCGCCAAGAUCGACGAGUUGUCCGGGCAGGUGUCGUCCGUUGCUGCCGAAGCGGAGGCCCGCGAGGACCUGGCGGCGGCGAAGGAAGCAGCUGCGGCGGCGGCGGAGGCCAAAGUAACCGAGGACAUGGCGCGCGUUGUGGAGGAGGCCAUGGCCUCCGCCGAACAACUGGAACUCCUUCGGUCUGAGCUCGAAACUAAGGCCGAGGCGGCCGCGGAAUUCGCCCAGACGAUCGAGUCUCUCGAGUCCCAGCUUAGGGCCGUCCAAGACUCGGCAUCGGAGCGGGAGGCAGCGGACGCUGCUCGCAUCGCAGACGCAGAGAGCCAGGCGGAGGAAGCCGCCGGACGUCUGCUGGCGGCGAACGAAGCCACCGCUGCAGAAAAGGAAGGCACCGCGGAGUCGGCCGAGUUACUGGCCGAGGUGGAGAGCGAGCUCACGGCGGCUAACGAGCUGUUGGCGACGGUGCAGGAUGCCAUGGCUGAGAAGGAAGCUUCUGCCGCCGCACGCAUCGCCGAGUUGGAGGCCGAGCUUGCCUCGGCUGCCGGAUCCCUGGCCGCUGCCCAGGCCGCCGCCGGGGAGAGGGAGACUGCGGCGUCCGAGCGUAUCGCUGAAGUGGAGAGCGAGCUGUCUGCUGCCAACGAGCUGCUGGCCUCCGCGCCGUCCGCUGUCCGCGUGGAGCAGCUGGAGAACGAGCUCAAGGAGGCCACGGAGUCCUUCGGGGUUCAGUUGGCGGCGGCCCGGGAAGAGGAAGAGGAGGCCGUGUCGAAGCAGGUGGCGCUGGGUGUCGAGCGUGUCGCCGAGGUCGAGGCUCAGCUCAAGGCCGCCAAGGACAGGCUCGGAGAAGUACUGUCGACCGCCGAGGAAGCGGAGGCUCUGCGCGAGACGGUGGGGGCUGAGCGUGAGGAGACGGUCGCCGCGGCCGCUAAGCACGACGCCGAGAUGGGUGAGGCCCGGAGAGAGCUCGACAGGGUCAAGGCUCUGCUUGAGGCGAAGGCUGACGAGGUCGAGCAGCAGAAGGCCUCGGACGAGCUCCGCCAGGCGCGAGAGGCGGCCGCUGCCGCGGAAGCGGCCGUUGCGGAGAGGGAGGCCACGAUCGCCUCCAUGAAGGAAACCCUGGGGGCCGGGGAGGGAGAGCUCGCCCAAACCCUCGAGGAGUCCGAGAACCUUUCGAAGGAGGUUCUCGAACUCACCGAACAGCUCAUGGCCAAGGACGCCACCCUUGCCGAGCUGCGCGAACAGCUGGAGGCUCGCGAAUCUGAACUGGCUGAGUUGCGGGCAUCGCCCCCGGCCACCUCAAACGCCGCCAACGAUGGGUUCGACGGGGAAGCGACCGAGGCCAGCGCCGAGCUCCGCCGGCUGCGGGUGGACCUGGACAAGAAGGGCAGCGAGCUCGACACGACCAUGAAGGAGUGCGAGGCCGUGCGCGCGGAGCUCAAGGAGGUGAAGGGGAUGCUCGGCGCGGCGGCAAGCGCCGCCGGAGCCGCCGGUGCCGACGAGCAAUCCCUCCGCAAGCGCGUGUCCCAGCUCAUGUGCGAGAACGGGCUCCUCAGAGGGGAGAAGGACCGUCAGGAGGUCCUUGCCGCCGAGGCGAAGAACGAGGCCAAGGCCAACACGUCUCGCUCCGCGGCGGAGGUGGAGAGGUUGCAGCGGGAGGUGGACCGGUUGUCUGGGGUCGUCGCCGGCAAGGCCGAUGGAGUCGCGGCGGAGGGGGACCGAGCGAAGGCGGCGCUUUCGGCGAUGGAGGCCAAGCUGUCGGAGCUUCGCCAGGAGCGAGCGGAGCUCCAGGAGGCGACGCAGAGGUCGCUAGACCGUUGCUCGGAGGCCGAGGGCGAGGUCGAGACCCUGAGGAACCGUUUGGCCGAGGUGGAGGGUCGUGACGCUAGCCGUGGCGUGGUAGUGGCUCUCGAGACCAAGGUGGACGAGCUGGAGCAGGAAGUGCGCCGUACCGCCGCCUCUAAGGCUGAGGUGGAGGUGGAUGCCCGCGAGCAUGCCAACAGGGUUAAGCGUCUGCAGGGAGAGGUGGAGAUGAUACGGUCGGAGUACGAGGUUGUCUCGGAGGAGGUGGCCGACCUUCGCGUCGCAGAGGCGAAGCUCAAGGAAGCUCUCGCACUCCAGCAGGCGACGACGGCGGACGGUUCCGAGGACCGUUCCAACGAGCUGGAGACCGAGGUCGCCCGCCUGGGUGAGGAGCUGUCCGAGCUGAAGAAUGCCCACCUCGAAGCCCUCAGCGCGGAAGAAGAGAAGCGCGGUACGAUACAGGCGACGCACGGCGAGUCAGUCGCUGCCCUCGAGAGGACGGUGUCGGAGCUUCAGGAGGCGAACUAUUCCUCCGCCGCCGCUCUGGAGAAGAAGGUCUCCGAGUUGCAAGCGGAGCGCGAUGAAGUCGAGAAAACCGUCUCCGAGCUGCGGGCUAAGCACGGCGAGAUCGUCGCCACUCUGGAAGGGGAGGUUUCCGAGCUGCAGGCGGCGAAGGACUCCGCCGCCACUCUCGAAAAGACAGCAUCCGACCUGCGGGCUGAGCACGGCGAAAUUGUCGCCGCGCUCGAAGACAAGGUUUCGGAGCUGCAAGCGGCGAGCGACUCCUCCGCGGCUGCUCUCGGCCAAACCACCGCCGAGCUGCGAGCCGAGCACGACGCAACCGUCGCCGCCCUCGAGAAGACCGUGUCGGAGCUGCAGGAGGCGAAGGAUUCCACCGCCGCCGCUCUCGAGGAAGCAGUCUCGGAAAUGCAAGCAGAGCACAGCGAAACCGUCACCGCGCUCGAGGAGAAAAUUUCGGAGCUGCAGGCGGCGAGCGAGGCGUCCGCGGCCGCUCUCGGCCAAACGACCGCCGAACUGCGAGCCGAGCACGACGAAACCGUCGGCGCCCUCAAGCAAACCGUGUCGGAGCUGCAGGAGGCGGAAUCCACCGCCGCCGUCGCGCUAGAGAAGACAAUGUCCGGCCUGCGGGUGGAGCACGGCGAAACUGUGACCGCGCUCGAAGAGAAGGUUUCGGAACUGCAGGCGGCGAAAGACUCCUCCGUGAUCGCUCUCGGCCAAACGACCGCCGAGCUGCGAGCCGAGCACGACGAAACCGUCGCCGCCCUCGAGAAGGCAGUCUCGGAAAUGCAAGCGGAGCACGGCGAAACUGUGACCGCGCUCGAGGAGAAGGUUUCGGAACUGCAGGCGGCGAAAGACUCCUCCGUGAUCGCUCUCGGCCAAACGACCGCCGAGCUGCGAGCCGAGCACGACGAAACCGUCGCCGCCCUCGAGAAGACCGUGUCGGAGCUGCAACAGGCGAAAUCCACCGCCGCCGCAGCGCUGGAGAAGACAAUGUCCGACCUGCGGGCGGAGCACGGCGAAACCGUGACCGCGCUCGAAGAGAAGGUUUCGGAGCUGCAGGCGGCGAGCGGGGCGUCGGCAGUGGCUCUCGGCCAAACGACCGCCGAGCUGCGAGCCGAGCACGACGAAACCGUCGCCGCCCUCGAGAAGACCGUGUCGGAGCUGCAAGCGGCGAAAGAUUCCGCAGCAGCCACUUUCGAGAAGACAAUGGCAGAGCUGCAGACGGAACAUGACCAAGUCGUUACCGCGCUCGAGGAGAAGCUUUCGGAGUCCCUGGAGCUGGCUGAGCAGGUCGGGGCCGACCAGGACGUUACCCUCGCGGCGCUCCGGGCCCAGAUGGCUGCCUCCCACGCCGACGAGAUCGCGGAGGUCAGGGCGCAGCUGUCGGAAGCCGAGCGGGCCGUCGAGGCGACGGAGGCUGCCUCGAAAGAGCUGUCGAAGGAAUGCGAGGUGCGCUCGGCGGAGGUCGCCGAGGAGCUCGACGUUGCGCGUGGGCGCAAGGAGGACCUGGAGCGAGAGCUCACGGACAAUAUUGCGGCGGGCAAGGCUACGGAGGAGCAGCUCCGCCACCGCCUCACCUCCCAGGUAGCCGAGGCGGAGAACCUUCGCCAGGAGCUGAUGGACACCCGCGAGAGGUCCGACCGCGCGGAAGCCGCAGUGCGUGCGUCCGACCAGCGCGCUAGGGAGAGCGCCGACGAGAAGACUAAGGGGCUGCUGGCCGAGAUGGAAAACCUCUGCCAGGAGAAGCUGAUCGCCGAGAAUAAAGCUGGAGAGAUGGAGGCUGAGCUCGGCCGACUGCGAGAGGCGGUCGCCACCGCUGAGCAGACGGCGGCUAAGGACCAGGGCAUGCUCAUACGUGCGGCGGAGGAACGCAUGGCCGUCCUCGACCAGGCCGCCCAGGAAAAGGACAUCGCUAUCGCCAAGCUCCAGGCAUCCCUGGAUGCCGCUCACGCCUCGGCGGCAGCGGAGUCGGCUUCGAGCUCGGCGGCCGGUGUCGAGGAGGCGACGGCCGCCCUCAACGACAAGGUGGCCGCCCUCACGGCCGCCACGGGCGAGCAAAAGGAGACUAUCGCGAGGCAGGACGCCCGCAUCAAGAAGCUCGAGCAGGUGAGGCUGACGAACGGCCAGGUGGAGAAGCUCCAGGCGAUGAAGGCCUCGGCCAGGAGGACGGCCGCGGAGAACACGGAGCUCAAGCAGCGGCUCUCGGUCCUCAAGGAGCGCCUGGAGGCCGCCGAAGGCGGCGUCGCCGGCGCCGGCGCCGGCGAUGCGCCGUCGGGGGACGGGGAAGCCGCCACCGUCACCGCCGCCCUCGCGGCCGCCGCCGACCGCAACGCGGAGCUGCAGGCCGCCAAGGACACCCUUGUUGAGAAGCUCAAGGGGUACGGCAAGCGGGUCUACGAGCUCGAGAAGCAGCACACGCGGGUGCGCGCGGCGGUGGCCGAGCUCGGGGGCUCCGUGUCUGAAGGGGGGGACCUGGGGGACGCCGUCCUGGAGUGCGCCGGGCGAUUCGCGGGGCGGGGCGGUGACAUGUCGGUGAUGAGCACGGGGUCCCACGAUGAGGCGGCGGCGGCGGCGGCGGCGGUGGAGGAGCUCCAGCGGGAGCUGCGGGAGGUCCGCGAGGCGCUGCGGGUCGAGGAGGCCGGCCGGGCGCGCCUGAAGGAGCAGAUGCUGGCCGGGGUGGCCAAGUUCAGGGCGCUCGAGGCUCAGGAGAAGUCGACACGGGAGCGGCUGGAGGAGGCGGCGGUGGGGCAGAGGGGCGCCGUGAGCGCCGCGCUCAAGACAAAGGAGAAGGACCACGAGCGCGAACUCAAGUUCUUAAAGGAGGAGAACGUGCAGCUGUUCAAGGAGAUCGGUGAAUGGAAGUCCAAGGCCGACAAGCUCACUGCCGAGCUUGAGACCCUCCAGGAGAAGCUUGCCGCCGCCAAGACAGCGCAGCAAGCAUCCCCCUCGAUGAGCAAGAAGCGGGCCCUCGGCGACAGGACCAACAACACUCCCGCCAAGGCAACGGCAACGGCGGCGGUUGCCGGCAAGCUGGGGGCCGCCACCAGCACCACCGCGGGGGGCGUGCAGCCGGCCGCCGCCGCCGAGCGCCGCGCGGCAUCCCGCGCCUUGCUCGACGGGGAAGGGCCCAUCAACGACGAGGGGGCGGGGGAGUGCAAUCAGUCCUGA
Ectocarpus siliculosus is the source of this 8076-nucleotide messenger RNA. The record is from the annotation of a GenBank genome assembly. NCBI's taxonomy places the organism in Eukaryota, Phaeophyceae, Ectocarpales, Ectocarpaceae.